Messenger RNA from Hyaloperonospora brassicae, 3108 nucleotides. The record is from the annotation of a GenBank genome assembly. Lineage: Eukaryota; Oomycota; Peronosporomycetes; Peronosporales; Peronosporaceae.
AUGGACACAGACGACGGCGCGUCACGCCCCUUCGGCAUGAUCCCCGACAUCCUACUGGACGAAGACCGCCUCAACAUGCUCCUGGACAUCGUCUGCGCCGACUACAUCACCGCGUGCUACGCCAGCCACGAGAACGGCAAGCGCGUCGUGCUCCAGGCGCUCGAGAAGCUCUACCUCUCGGUCCACGCGAACGGCUCUGUCUCGCGCUCCAGCACAGGAGGCGCUGCGCCUGCAACAGCGUCGCACGCGGUGCACCGCGUGGGCGCGCGACCGGCUCAGGACGCGCUGUUCCAAGAGCGCGCGCGCAGGUUCUACCAGGACCUCGUGCUGGCGCUCGGUGCCCGGCAGCAACAGGCGGACGACGCAGCGCUCGAGCCAGCGACGGGGUCGGUAGUGACCUCGUCACUCGCCCGAGGGCUCGACGAGAGCCUCGUGCGCGAAGUCAUGAAGCCGCGACUGUUGCAGAUUGUCGAAGAAAUGUGCCGCGAACGGGACCGGCAGCUCGUGCUGACGAGUGAAGGGGCUACAUUUUCAGGACAUAGCGGUGCUGCCGGUAGUAGUGCGGCUGCAAUGGCAGGAGAGACGGGGGUAGCUGACGAAACAGACGUGGCAGCAGUUGCAGCUGCGUUGCUGCCGACGGCGAGCAGCGAGAUUCGGAUGGAAGGAUGGCUUCGAAAGAAGGGGCAGCACGUGAACCUGUGGCGCGAACGGUACUUUAUGAUCCGCUCGACGCUCCAUGGGACGCACUUUCUGUGCUACUUGCGCAAAAAAGGCGACAAGGAGCCGCGUGGGUGGUACGUACUGGGACCGGGCACGACCGUGGACGAAGUGCGGGAGUCGCCGAGCAAAAUUGAGACCAAACGGCUGUUUACAUUUCGGAUCCGGCACUUGAACUACGCCAAGAACGACGAGGUGUCGGAAGAGUGUGGCGGUGGUGUCGAAUCGACCCCGCGGACGACGCCAUCGCGCCCUGGCAACGAGUUUCAGUCGUCGCUAAUGGACCCAACGAUCGGCUCACACGACGCUGAAUUUGAUGCACGGGCAAGUGUCAGACGUGCCACGUCGCGGAAGCUCCGACAUCGCGCUGCCGCAGCGGCUGCAGCAGCCACAGCGGCAACUGCUGUGGUGCUGACAGGUGGUCUGGCCGGUGUUGGGAUUGGUAUGAUGGGCAUGAGCAUGAGCGCAGCGGCCGCUGCUAGUGCUGGUGCGGCUGGUGCAAUGAUUGCCCAAAGCCGCAGCAAGGGUCCCAUCGCCCUUGCUGCUGAAUCUCUAGAGACUGCAGUGUGGUGGCGCAACAGCAUUCUCGAGUGUAUUGCACAGGCCGAAGAGCAGUGGAAGCGCUACUUGAACUGGUACAUGGACCACGAAACCGACAUGGACGAAGCGUGCAGCACCUUUUUGCCUGAAAAUAGGCAGCAAGGCUCUACAGCGCCGACGAGCGGUGUCAGAAGACGUCGGUCGAUGUCGCUGCAGUCGCACGGAAAGGCUGCGCCACCGGCGCGUAAUUCAGAAAGCAGUCAGCAGCCGGGGCUACUUGCACCUCGAAUGGGAACCAGACAGCGGUCGGGAUCAUUUGGGUCGAUGCCAAGAUCGAUCGCUAAGACCUUCCGUACAUCUGCAACGUUCUCGCAAGAAACGUCGUGGCAAUUGUACGAGUUCUCAGACAAGCUGCGUGUUGACACCGAGCGCUCGAGCCACCAAAGCAGCCUGCGAACUUCUGCGCCCCCGCCAGCAUUUCGUACGAGUCUGAAAGUGAACGCGUCGCCUCGGAAGGUGUUCGAGAUGCUGAUGAAGAUGGACAGUCCUUUUUACAGCUCGAAUCACGUGAUCGAAGACGCGCGCAUCCUAGAGGAGCACACGGAAGACCACAGCGACGUGAUUUACUGGAAGCUUUUCUCAACGUACCUGUGGCCAGUUUCCGUAAGCGCUCGCGAGCUAUGCUUGUUGCGCUACUGGCGCAUGGAACCCGAUGGCUCCUAUUUUAUCUGUUAUCAGUCCACGACACAUGCAGACUGUCCUCAUAGCACUGGAGCAGUCCGUGCAAACAUCCUGGGCGGCGGUUUCAUCAUCUCACCGCGCGUGCAAGAGGACAGUGACAACCACUUUGACGAGUGUUGGGUGACGUUAGCAAUUCAGAUGAAUCCGAAUGGCUGGAUCGAUUGGACGCUAGCGCGUUCAUGGUACUACGUGCAUGCUUAUGGUGUAUUUUUCCUGGAAAUGAUCACGGCCGUCACAGCGGCAGAAGGAAGGGGGACGGUGCGGCCAGUGACUGCUGCGUCGGACCGCCAUCGAGCGAAUGAUGGCAGUGAGUCAUCUGCACCGAGCCAACAGAUUGUGGUCGAAACGAAGUUUUCGAUGCUAGAAAGGUACCGCACUGACCUCACGGUGCUGCACGGACUGCCAACCCGAUUUUGGAGUGAACCGAGCGCUGCAGGCUUUAUGGUGCGCGGACCGCAAUACAUGACCUCCCGGAUGAAAGUGCCGUCGGCUCCGCAGAUAUGUCGUCUCGUGAAUGUGGAGUUGUUCAAGUCCAGUGAGGCCAUUGAGCACGUCGGGGUCUCUUCUUUCGUCGGGGACGGAUCUGGUGAUCUCGACACGGCCAAUCCUGCUGCGGAAGACCGGCCAUUCAUCUUCAUUAUCAAUUUUAUGCUUCCCGGUCCCCCACAUCACUCUCUCGUGCUGUACUUCGCAGUAACAGAUCCGUCGGAGCUGGAUAAGGACCCGGUGUUUGCCGACCUGUGCCACGACAUUUUCCGCGGACCCGAUGACGAAUUGCGAUCACAGCGCAUAAAGCUGAUUCCACGCGUGGUGCAAGGUACGUGGUCUAUUCGCGAGGGUGUGGGCACCACGCCAGCCAUCUUGGGCACAAAGGUGUAUCAGAACUACUACCAGGGCAAGCACUACUUGGAAGUGGACUACGACAUUGGCAGCAGCAUAGUGGCCACAGGCAUCCUGAACAUGUUACUGGGCUACUCUUGUGACCUCAUCAUUGACUUGGCGUUCGUGAUUGAGGCACAGAGCGUCUCGGAACUGCCGGAGCGUGUGUUGGGCACAGUGCGUCUGGACUGUAUUGACUUGGGUCAUGCUGUGCCAUUCAGGAGGAAAUGA